GCCAGUUUUUGCUGCCAGGACGGAUUUGUGCUAACACGCCAGUAGCCAAGUAGCCAGUCUAAACACCAGUAGUCGCAUAUACUGUCUUGCUUACCGUCGCUCGUCGUCGCUUACGGUCGCUGAUCUUCCUCAUGGAGGCACUGCAUUUCUCCGUACAAGCAGCCACCGCUCUGGCUAGCGGUUUGAGUCGCGAUCACCUCAGACCAAGGAGACGAGCAGUCACCGCUCAAGCCAGCGGGGACAGCACGUUCACGAGUCCCAAGGCGGGAGCCGUGGGAGCGAAGCGGCUGCAGGAGGGAGCCGCUCCAGGCACAUACUUCGGACCCAAAAUCGACAACGGCAAGCCAAUCACUGUAGAAUUCGACCUCGGAUCCGACACAAUCACAGUGGAGUCAAGGGAGGGCGAGAACCUUCUGCAGCUGGCUGAGAGAUGCGGAGCCAUGAAGCCCACUGAGGAGUUCUGCUUCGAAGGGACGUGCUGCCACUGCGAGAUGGAGGUGGAGGGAGGAGCUAGCGAGGCCGGGUAUCGUGCCAUGGGUGGCUCCGACCUCAUUCGCAGCUGCAUCUGCCCUGUGCCUGGUUGCAAUGGUGGCUCCCUUAAAGUUCGCAUUCUCAGUGAGGAGGAUGCAUGGGGGGAUGGUGUUUUGUAAAGGCCGACAAUGCUUAGAAUGGUAGGAUUGGAUUGAUGUGGUGAAGAUGGAUGGGAUGGGAGGAAGAUAAGAAGAUGGCAAGAUGGAAGAUGGUAUGCCAUAUGUAGAUACUGUAGUACAUGUUGGUGCAGGGUAAAUAAGAUGUUGCAAGCCUUUGCCUGGUGUGUUUCAAAUGUGCUGUGCAGAAUCUCCCAGGCUUUUAUGCCUUUCGUACUGACCUGCACCAAACAUGCACACAGGUGCUCAAUCCAACUGUCAAGAGGAC
Closterium sp. NIES-67 is the source of this 915-nucleotide messenger RNA. The record is from the annotation of a GenBank genome assembly. Lineage: Eukaryota; Viridiplantae; Streptophyta; Zygnematophyceae; Desmidiales; Closteriaceae.